GGAGGGAGUGAGUGAGGAAGAGGAGGGGUGAGGGCAAAUGAAGCUGGGGAAGAUGAAACAGAUUUAGAGUCAGAAAGCAGCCGGUGUUCAAACUCAACAGUUCCUCAGCAGGAGCAAACAGCACCACCUCCUCCACCUCCUCCUCCUCGUCGUCCUCCUUCAUCCUCCAUCCAUCCAUCCAUCCUCCUCCUCCUCUCCAUGCCGGCGGAGGAGGUCUCCUCCUCGGGGCUGCCAUGGCAAAGAUCCGGGUGUCGUACGAGUACUCCGAGGCCGAGGACAAGAGCAUCCGGCUGGGUUUGUUCCUGAUCGCGUGCGGGAUCCUCAGCCUCUUCAUCCUCGGGUUCUGCUGGCUCAGCCCGACCCUGCAGAGUCUGCAGAGCAAGCCGGCGAACUGCACGGUGGUGUCGGUGUUGCGUCCAGAGGAGAUGUUCGAGUGUGUGUUUACGUGCGGUACGGACUGUAAGGGAACGUCCCUUUAUCCCUGCCUUCAGAUCUUCGUGAACAACUCGGAGUCAAACUCAGUCGCUCUGCUGCACUUUGACGAACAACAACUGGUCCUCAACCCGAAGUGUUCGUACGUCCCUCCCUGCGAGAGAGACAACCAGAAGAACAAAGACAGCGUCCUGUGGUGGGAAGAUUACUUCACCAAAGAGGUCAGCAGUCAGUCUUUCACCUGCUUCUUCAACCAGCAGAGGAGACCAGACGACGUGUUGUGGCGCCGCUCCCAUGACACCACCGUCCUGCUGCACUGCGUCCUCUGGCCAAUGGUGUCGCUCCUUCUGGGCACGCUCAUCGUGCUCCUGACGGUCUGUGCGCGCUCUCUGGCUGUCCGAGCGGAGGCCCUCCAGAAGAGGAAAUGCUCCUACGAGGUUUGUCAGGAUCUGUCUCUUCCCUCAGAGCGCCUGGACGCCAAGGCUGAGGAACUCCUGGCGACGAACUCUGACCACGAGCCUGAGCUGUCAUCGCCAACACGGACCCUGCCACUGUUCGCGGUGCCGAUACGACGCCGUGAUCGGGAACAUUAAGACGAAACAAAACGUUGUCUUUCAGGUGAUAAAUUUGAUCCUUUUGGAAAGGGAGACGCUGGUGUGCAGAGUCAAGUAAUUGGCUGAGGACGCCACCGACAACGUACUGCUGUCCAGAGAGACUUUAUGAUCAGAGAUGGAAGCAAGUAUGAAAACAGGAUUAGAGGGAAUCCAACAUGUUGUCUGCAGAGAAACAUUUCCUCUGAUAUAACUCAACAAACUGGAUUACCGGUGACUCUGGAUGAUGGAUCUCCUGAUUACAUUCGGCUGGACUUGUUUUGAAGGGUCAUUAUUACGACAGCAGCAGCGCUGUGAUGGAUGGUACAAAGAAUUAUAUGUCAGGAAACUUAACUUCUCUUAACUGUAGCUCUUCUAUGAAUACACUUUUCUUUCCCUUCAAGUCCCAGUAGCCAUAACUGUAAAUGAACACGCAGCCAAAGUGCAGAAAUCUCUUCAGGCAGUCUCAGCUGCUGGUUUUGAGUGCAAUCACUUAAUGAGGGUUUCUGUCUGGAUAAAAGGAAAGCCUGCUUUCUGGGUACAGCUUCCUAAUGUAGAUGAGUGUUUAACAGUACAACUCAAAGCCUGAGAACGUUUUUAAAAAGCCAAACAGAAAGUUAUUUAUUGAAUCAGAAAGAUAUCUGACAUGCUUCUGUCCGUUUACAUCAUAUCCUCCAACUCUUACCUCUGAAGUCAUCAUCUUCCAGUGUCAGGAUUUUAUCUGUGAUAUCUACCUUCAUUCAACCCUUCCUGUCCCACAGAGUUUACAUUUAUGUCCUUUGUUUCAAAGAUUUUUGAGGAAGUUUAUACAUUUACCAAACCUCUUAUAUUCAUCAUGAAGU
Messenger RNA from Notolabrus celidotus (New Zealand spotty), 1864 nucleotides. RefSeq names its product calcium-activated potassium channel subunit beta-4-like. Gene Ontology annotation, molecular function: calcium-activated potassium channel activity; potassium channel regulator activity. Gene Ontology annotation, biological process: detection of calcium ion; potassium ion transport. NCBI's taxonomy places the organism in Eukaryota, Metazoa, Chordata, Actinopteri, Labriformes, Labridae. The record is from RefSeq and is a predicted model, not a curated record. The transcript has 4 exons. The coding region runs from base 234 to 1025 and encodes 263 amino acids. Gene Ontology annotation, cellular component: voltage-gated potassium channel complex; membrane.